AUGGUCGAUGUCACGCUCCGUAUUUUGGUGGUUGGCGGCGGCAUGAACACCGUAAAGACAGUCAAAAUAUCGCUCCGUGCGUCUGUUUUCGAUCUUAUCAAGGUCGUCCACGACAUUGCAGCAUUGGAGUUCGCCAAUUACCUGCCUGAAGAGCUCGGUAUAUGGAAAAUUAUUCUACCACUGUAUCCUCAACCCGAGCCAAUACGAGGGCCGUACAAAAGAUAUUAUCGUCUCUCGCCGACGGCUCUCGUUUCUGAUUGCUUCGAACCCGAGUUUAUCCCUCAUGACACCGACACCCAGGAGGCUGUUGUGAUGCCCAAACGCCUCAGAAGAUCUAUGCCACGUGGGGUAAACAAAGGCAUUGAUCCAUACGACAAGCUCUGGGAGGACCUGUGGCUUGCACGAGAGGAUACCGGGGUCCCGUUCUUCCAAAAGCACCCCAUUUACAGAGAUGGUACUCUUCAAUGCACUGAUGCCGAAGUCUCAAGUGCAGCCUGGUCCAUGCAGAUUCCCCACUGCGUGUAUCCGGCCAGAUUGACCCAGAUCACGCAUGCCCUUGUGCGGAGCGAUUACUUCGAAGCUUUCCGUAGCCUUUUCCAGGCCGCUGGGACUGUAAACCCCGUCGAAGUGCGUUUCACACUGACAGGGGGACCUGCAAUCGGCAAAACAUUUUGGUUAAUCCUCGUGCUCGUGCUGCGCCUCCACGCUCGCCUUCCUACCGCUUACCAAGUCCGCCCAAACCAGAUCUUGUUCUUUGACGAACACGGCGUACAGGAGCUCUUCACCCUUAAGGGCCAGAUGUUCGACAUCGCCCUUCGGCGUCAUGAACCCGGAGACGUCUGGGCGCUUGUCGAUUCCAACGAGUGUCUCCAAGGAGCUGACGAUAGAUACCACUUCUCCAAAAUGUUCAUCGUUGAGGCGACCACGCUUGACUCGGAAGGUGGAGUGUGCAAGGGGGAGUUGGCUAGCAGACGAGUGUCAGAUUUUAUCCUGGACCCUUGGACCAUCUCAGACAUCAUAUGCGCGCGAGGAUUGAUCAGAGACAAAGUACCGUCCGAACGAGCCAUGAAGGAAUUUAUGGACAAGUACGGCGCCGGAGCCUCUCCGCGCGAUGUUUACAUCUAUGCAAAUGCACCUGCGGCCUACGAGGAUCGAGCCAUGACGCUCCUAUCGACGCUCUCCGCGGCCUCCCCUUCAAAUCCCAUAAUCGUAUACGAGCUGUCGAUCAAAUUAGGACUCGUCGUCCUGCGCCGGACUGCACCUAUUUCGUGCGAUUUGUAUACACCCCAACUCGUCUCCAAGCACAUCGCCAACCUCGUCGCCGGCACGUCUCUACUGUCAGACGAGCUCGUGCAGUCGCUGUUCAAGAUAUUCCUCAUAUAUAUGCCCUAUUCACGCCAGUCGGCUGCUUGGGUGUUGGAGGCCCAUGCUCGUCGUUUCAUUCGCCCCGAGGGGACGAGUUGGGGGCUGCUUGCUCCGAAGGGCGAGGGAACUUUCAGGUAUGUGCGGUGGUGGGAAACGCCUGUGGCGUACCUGGCUGUCAGUCCUGGAGCCAAGAUGCUCUCGGUAGGGGUUAGCCCCCUUGUCUAUUCGGACAUUGACCCGGAGAGCGUCGAUGGUCAAGAUUCAGACAACGUCAUAGAAUGCGCCGAUGUUGACUACCUCCUCCUUUACUCCAAGCCCGACAAGCAUGCCGUCAUCUUCCAGCCCCGUGUUCCCGUAGACCCUCCUUUCGAGUUUGAGUGCACUAUCAAGCGCCGUCUCCGAGAGUUGAGGGAACGCGGGACCCAGAGGAUCACCUAUAUCAUCGUCCCGCUAGGCUGCAUGGCACGUCCGGUGUUUUUGAAGCUGGAUGACUUGGUGGACGAAUGUUACGAGGCGGCACUUAUGCCUGACUGUACACGGCGCUAUGGGAUGUUUAUCUAA
This is a messenger RNA of Cyclocybe aegerita, 1926 nucleotides long. The record is from the annotation of a GenBank genome assembly. NCBI's taxonomy places the organism in Eukaryota, Fungi, Basidiomycota, Agaricomycetes, Agaricales, Hemipholiotaceae.